CACACUAGCUCGAUCCUCGAGCGCAUGACGUCACGUGAACUUGGGAGCUCUUUGCCCUCCCUGUCCCUGCCAAACUAUUGCACUACUGAAGUCUCGAUAUGAACACAAUCGACAGCGAAAUCGUAAAAGGCAAAGUUUUUGGAGUUUAGAGCAUUUUCAUGCUCUUUUUUUCUCUCGAGGGAAAGAGUGCCACGCUGGAAUUAUGCAGGCAGGAAAACAAGCGUAGAGAGCAAGAUUAUAACGUUAGUUAAUCUUCACAAAGAGACAAGGGUCAUAAUGAUUGCUGAGUGAUACGAAUGGACUCAUUAUGGAUCUUGGCAAUGAAGUGGACCUCUCCAAUAACAAUAUUACUCCUCUCUGGAAAAGACUGAAUGAAAAUGACAUGAAGCCCAAGCCCAGACCACUCAGUUACCAAAUAGAUGGAGUUCUCAUGACGGACUUUCCUGUGGAUGAUAGGUGUACUUUCACUCUCAAGCCGGCUGAGAAGAUUACCACCACUGCGUCAAACACUACAGUGCUGAAACACACUCUCAACAAACCUGUGAGGACGACUAGGGUUGCUCGGAGCAUCAGUAUUGGAUAUUUAUCGAAUGGACUGUUUUCGCUGUCAAAGUUCUCUAAAUUGGAUGAUGAAAAGGAUGAGGAGGCUACUUCUUCCCCUAAAACAACAUUGGCCAACAAGAAUGGGAAUGGCCUCAGUGUUUGGCGUGACAUAACAGAGCCUUUCAAACGUCUCUCCAGUCAGUUCACUCUCACCUCUCAAAGAGAUCAGAUGGGGAAUGUGUCUCCACUGCCAUGCACUGUUUCACCAAAAAAUAUUGUAUCAUCUCAGAACUUCACACGUUCACCUCCACUCCAGUUGCAGGAUGCCCAUGGGUCUCCCGUUGACUUUUGCAGCUCCCCAUCUCACAGUUCCACCUCCAGCAUCCCCUCCAUCUACUCCAACCUUAGCCUCCCCUCAGACCCCCCCACACCCCGCACCCCAUCCCCUGCUGAGAGGACAGUGGGCAUCUUGUUGCAAAGGCAGAGUUCAGAGUCACCUCAGGGUUUAGAGGGCAAGCAGCCAAUCAUACUGAGCACCCAUAGUCCCACAGCACAUAAGAUCGGGACCCAGCAGAUCAUACCUAGGGGUCUGGUCUCUGACACACGCCUCAGCAAACCCUCUCAGAUGUUUUUGGACAAUGGUAAAAGUGCCUUCCGACCACGAAGCAUGUUUGAGACUGGGUCUUCUUUCUCCACCAGUAAGGAGGAUGAUCUGGAUGGAGAUGAGAAUGCAGGACUGCUGACAAGAGGCCAGCGCUCCAAAUCGUAUCGCCGAGCAGUGGUCAGUGGUGUAGAUAUAGAUGUGCCGUCUUUAGACCCAAAGGCCAAACGAUUGUCCCAGCCUGUGCUAAAAGGAGUCGCUGAGGAGAGACUGUCUUGUGUGAGUCCUUCCAAUAGCAAAAAUGUGGAGAGGAAGAAAGGCCUCCUGACUCAGCGGACAUUUGACAGUGAGGAGGAAGAAGUUCUGUACCAGAAUUACCAAGAGAAAGCCCUUCACAAUGAUUCUGAUGAGGACACUGAACCUAAACAACCUCAGCCAGAUGAAAGCAUUGUGGUCCAGUACAAACCCAUCCGUACUUCCUGGAGUCAACUCAGUGUGGUUAAAAAAAGUGGAAAGUUUGAGAAGUUGAGUCAAGAAGAACGAAAGAGACAAGAGGCCAUAUUUGAGGUAAUUUCAUCAGAGCACAGUUACUUACACAGUCUGGAGAUCCUCGUCCGUCUCUUUAAGAACUCAAAUGAGCUCAGCGAGAUCAUUAAUAAAACGGACCAUCACCACCUCUUCUCCAACAUUGUUGACGUCUGUGAUGCCAGCAAAAAGUUCUUUAAGGAACUUAAGGAUCGGCACCAGCAGAACAUUGUAAUUAAUGACAUAAGUGACAUAGUUUUAAGGCACGCCCAGUCAAACUUUGACCCCUAUGUGACAUACUGCUCAAAUGAAGUGUACCAGCAGAGAACCCUGCAAAGGCUGCUAAAUAAAAGCCCCUCAAUUAAGGAGGUACUGACAAGGAUCGAGGCCCACCCAGACUGCCGAAAUCUUCCAAUGAUCUCCUUCCUCAUCCUUCCCAUGCAGAGAGUCACACGGCUGCCCCUGUUGAUGGAUACCAUAUGCCAGAAGACGCCCAAAGAUUCUGCCUCUUAUGAGGCAUGUAAAAAAGCUCUGCAUUUUCUCAGCAAGCUUGUGAGGAAAUGUAAUGAGGGUGCUCGUACAAUGGAAAGAACAGAAAUGUUGUACACCAUCAAUUCCCAGUUGGAGUUUAAAAUCAAGCCGUUUCCACUGGUGUCAUCCUCCCGGUGGAUGGUGAAGCGUGGUGAACUAACAGCAUUUGUAGAGGGAAAUGGCAUCUUUUCCAAAAAAACAUCUCGCCAGCAGGUCUAUUUCUUCCUCUUCAAUGAUGUCCUCAUUGUCACACGAAAGAAAGGGGAAUCCCUGCACCUCGAAUUGGCUGCCGAUCUAACGUUUGGAUGACGUCUUUUGGGAAAACCCUCCUGGUGAUUGGUUGGUUGCCUGGUUACGUAGAGUUUAGGAAAUUCUUCGGGUAGUUUUGCUAGUUUCUGAGUGUUUUUGAGUUCUGGAUGACAAGAGCAGCAUCUUGAAGUAGGUAGUUCAAGCCAUGGCAAAGGAGGAACGCGAUCUUCCAAUCGACUUGUUGCAAGGCGGCGCAUGCAUUCCUUAACAUGAUGCUUCAACUUAUCACAUGGGGCAAUAUCUUUGCAGGCUUUUGUUUAAUAAAUUCUAUAACGUGUCACACAACAUUCAAAAUACCAUCUUUUCAUUCAUUUCACAGUCUUGCAAAUUAAACAAGCAAGCAAGUCAUGGGACACGCUGUAUGGAUCCUUUGUUGGGGUCCAUUAAUUAUUGAUGAUUCAUGCGGGAUAAUUUAAUCAGCUCCUUUUUAGGAGAUAGCAGCACGGCUGACAGGAAACCGAAAAUUUGCUGCUUAAUCUUUUGUGUUGUUCAUUCACAUUGUUUCUAGAUUGUCACUGCCAAUACUUGUAGAAACAAUGUGAAUGAACACCACAACAGCUUAAUUAGCAAAUUUUGCUAAUUUGGUUGGUUUCCAACUGUGCAGGGAUUAAUAGUUUUAAUUGUGAUUAAUCGCAUGAUAUUCUGUAUUAUAUUCAUAUUCACAUUAUGUACAAAGUUAAAUAAUCAAUUAAAAAGUAGUGUACUGUGUGUACUUUUUCAUUUAAAAAUACUGCUAUAUAAACUGCUAUAAAUGGAUAAGGUGCUUUUUUACAAGCAGUAUUCCUUUGACAUAGUAACAGUAGAAAUAUUUCUUGUAAAUCUCAAUUUAUAACUCUAAUGUUGGGCUUGGUAUUGUUCAAAUCUUUAGAUCCGGUGCCAAUUUCGAUACUGGUUCCUAACAAUUCUUUUUUCGAUACCAUAUGUUUUAAAAUCCAUUUCAACAUCAACACAAACAAAACUUUUAUUUUUCACCUUUAUUAAAACAAAUUCUGGUAACACUUCACACUCAGGAUAACAUUAUUAAUACAACUGGUUGUGCUUUUUGGAUAGGGGUGCGCCAUUCAGGGGCGGACUGAGACCAAAAAGUUGCCCUGGACUUUCUGGCCCAAAGCAGCCCACCACAUCAUAACCCAAAUAACCCUGUUUUAAUGUCAUUUAUUAAUUUAAUAUUUAAGUAAACAGUUUGGGGAUUUUUACCAAUAGGGCAACUGAUCCUCUGUUGAAAAAAAAAAAAAAAAACAGCAGCUGUUCAUUUAGCGACUCCUAGUUAACGAUACAUGAUCAUCAAGACACAAACAUUCUUCUAGAACUCACAUUUUGCAUUCAAUUAGCAGAUCCAUACGAGUCAUGCAUGAAAUAGAAGUUUAUAAACUCAAACGAUAGCUUUAUGUGCUUUACAGAUGAACUUGAAGUCUUUAUUCAUUCGAGAUGUUCAAUAAUAGAUCAUCUUUGGCUCGGUAAUACAAGUACUCGGUAAUCCGAUUAGUGAACCGAUGAUUCUUUUGAGUCAAUCUUUUAAAAUAAUAAUAUAUUUUGUUUAACGAAACUAGUGUGGAAACCAGUGUUUCACAAACUGGAUAAAUCUGAGGUGCAGGGCUCGCAAAAUCGUUAGCCCCACGUCCCGGGGCUAUUGUGUUUUCCAGUCCGACGGGCUAUCGUGAAUAGUGAUGUAAAAUUCCUAACUUGAUUCGCGUUGUUCACUCACUUGAAGGGGUGAAACGGAUCGUAGCUGAUCGUUUGCACUUGUUUCUAAAUAUUGCUGAUUCAAGCGUUUUAAACAAUUUGCGCACGUUUGGAGCUUGCGCUCACUCAUUCAAAGCACACGCUGCGAGCAGCAUUUCAGACAAUGCUAACUUCUUGUAACUUCUGAAUGAACACAUACACACACAAUCAUAUCAAAAUAAUUGUCUCUGCAAGUAUUCUCGUAAACACAGUCGGUUAUGUUUAAGUGAACGUAUACAGUGGCCUGCUGCUUAGAGAAAUUCGCUGUACCGGAUAAAUCUGUCUCUCUCUCUCUCUGUUUUUUAGACGACGUGAAAGGGGGCGUGUUUCAAGAUACGCAAUGGAGUAGACCAAACUAAACAGGGAGGGAGGGCAAAACACUCAUCCAAACAAAUGCUUCAUUAACACCGGCUUUGGUUGCAAUACUCUUAUCGCAUAUGUUGCACUUUGCUGACUCGGCAUCCACUUUUAUAAAGUGUAGCCACACUUUAGACCUCUUGGCAUUGUAAAACGGAAACGUUUUGAGAAAAAACAACUACAUUGUGUGACUGGGAGUAUCUUCAGAAAAUCCUCCCCGUCACGUCGCGUGG
Molecule: messenger RNA, 4821 nt
Organism: Carassius gibelio (silver crucian carp)
Lineage: Eukaryota; Metazoa; Chordata; Actinopteri; Cypriniformes; Cyprinidae
Product: rho guanine nucleotide exchange factor 26
Exons: 12
Coding region: 308-2509 (733 amino acids)
Biological process (GO): activation of GTPase activity
Molecular function (GO): guanyl-nucleotide exchange factor activity; protein binding
Source: RefSeq, a predicted model, not a curated record